CGGGGGUCGCCCGAGCCCACUCGUGGCCCUGGGGCUCGGUUAGCCCGUGUGGCUCUCGCCAGUUGUAGGGCUCGACUGUAAUCCGCGAGGGAGUCGUGGGUACUGGCCGGACCUUCUCUGUAAAGACCGCGGGACGUGGCCUGGGGUACGGGGGGAACCCUACCUAGCCCAGCCGAGAAGUCAUUGACCAGAUCGUGUCGAGCAAGCCUUAGGGGUAAAGCCUGUUUUAGGAAUUUUUUUUUUUUUUUUUUGGUCUUGAGCAUCUUCUCGGGAACCUUACAGUUUAACUCCGAGAGAAGUGGUCCAGUGCCAUCCUGUGCUGUUGAAUGAUACAGCAUAUGUUUUCGUAGUAAAAGACUCCGUGUAGCUAAGGAAAGGGUGAGAAAUCCACUUCUCCCUUUCCAAAGCUGAAUUUUCGCGAUUGCUUUUGUCAGAUCUUGUACCCCUUUCUGACAGCAAGACUUCCCAUUUGAGACUUUAUAGAAAGAAAAAAGCAUUUCAGUACAGUUUGUAAUAUUUCAUGUCUUAAGAUAGAUACAGUGCAAUUUGAGACUUUUAAUUAGAACUGGUUUUAUUUUGUAAUUAAGUUUUGCCUUUAAGGCUGCAAAUCAAGGAAGAAGAACCUUUGAUUAUGUUGAAAGUUUUCUAAAUAUAAAGUCCAUUUUCUUUUUCUUGUACUUAAGAUUUCUUUAAGCUAGUUUCAAAUGACUACUAUUGUAACAUUUAAGACAGCAACUAUAAUAACAAAACAAAGUAUGAUUUUACUGUGAUAAACUAGUGAUAAAUUACGUAUAUUUGGCUAAGAUUAGAAAAUUUUUUAAUUGCACUUAAAAAAAUUUUACACUUACAAGUUGGUGAGAGGCUAACAGUACCACUCCACUCCAGUCAGGAGUUACAUAUAACAGUUUAGUACUAUAUGGAAAAAAUUGUUACGGUUAGGAGGGUCUUUAUGAUGAUUUUAUCCCAUUACUUUACCUCUUUCCCCAGAUGUUUUUGUGUACCACCAAACAAGCUAAUGUUCUUCAUUAUUUUACUUGAUAGGCUUGUCACAAAGUAUUGGGGGAAUUAUCUAGAAAUUCUACUACCUGUUCUGAAUCUGUUUUGUUGAUUGCCAUUGAGAUAAAUAGUAGAGCCACCUGCUGCUUUUAGAAAAAAAAAUGUUACUUUUUUUCCCUUUGUCUUCAGCAUUUAUUCAGAAAGUUCUGAGCCUUGCAUGCUUCUUAAGAAUUUAAAUCUGUAUCUUUAGCAGUUUAGAGACUACAUACAGCAUUAAUCUUUUUCUCUGAGUAUUCAGGUUUUAAUAUUUUUAAAUGAGGAUAUCAAAGUUUGGGGUUUACAGUUUGAGCCUGACCGUAAAAUGUGUCAGGGAAAUAGUUCCUAAUGUCCUCCUGUGUUUCCUUUUUUAAAGUUGUGCUUGCCUGUGCCAUUCUGUGACAUUCUGUGUCUGUCCCUAACAAAGGACUUUGCUUUGUGUUUAUUAAAGAGCACAGAAAAUGUGGUAUAAGGGAAAGAAUGAAGGAUACCUUUUUAUAGAAACCGUUUCACAAGGGAAGAAGUUGCUUUACUGACCCAGAAUAACAAAACCAAACUUUGUUAUCAAACUAUAUCUACGUUUAGCAUCUAACAUUUAUGGUGACUAUUUUUGUUUAGGGUUAGUUUUGACCUGUUGAUUGUUUUCAGCAGAUUAUUAUCACAGCAUACACAAAUUUUUCUGGGUCAGGGGCAUGGACAAGUGCCUAAUUCAAGAUUAAAGUUAUGCAUUUAGUUUAGGUUGUAAAAGCUAAUCGCAUGGUUAAUCCAAGGCUUCAUAAAGUUGGUUACUUUGUUCUCAUAAAGGCAGGAUUAAGCAGACUGAGCACACAGUAGGACAACAGACUAAGUACAUAGUCUUAAAUGAUCUCAGGGCAUGUUAUUAGCUUGGCAUCAAGGUCUGGCAGAAGUUUAGUCUCUUCAAAGCCUGGAUAUUUUCAGAAAGCUCCACAGAUUUUGUCUUAGUGUUUUGAUGCAGUGACUUAAAUUAACAUCUCUGAGGAUACAUACCUAACAAAAAACAAACAUCUCUAAGUAUGUAUAUCUUGACUGUAGAUAUUAGACUAAGGAUAGAGCCUGGUGCUUUUGAAAGUAUUAGAGAACUGGGUGACUUACUUGAAGCUUUUAUCUGUGUUGCAAACACAUCAAAGCUUUAGAUAAGCAUUGGUGUUGGGGAGGGUUCAGUGGUGUCCCACCUUAGCCCACAGAUCAGCAUCUACUCCACGUAACUGAACUUCACAUAGAGCCUUUGUAGAGGCCAUCUGCUUAGUACUGCCUUCCUCAGUCUGGGUUCUCAUUUUACUGUGAUUACAUUCUCUUUCUGCCAUAGGUGUUAGAGUGUUCUCUGCUUGAAAAGACUGGGAAUUCAUAAACAUAAAUGCUAUGCAGUUUAGCAAAGGUAGUCUGUAACUAAGCCAAAUGCUUACUCUGAAGCCCAGAGGCACGUGAAGUUGUUGUCCUGUCUCCGUUUAUCUUAAUGGUGGUUUUUGUUUUGUGAAGAGAAUUCUUGUAAUAAAAAUUAAUAAAAUCACAAGGUUUGUUUGCUUUGAUACCAUAAAGGUAAAUUGGUUCAGUUUCAAUAAAAGGAACCCAUUGUGUCUGCAUUUUUCAAGUUUAUGGGGAGGUAGCCCAGUCCAUGAUUAUCCAGAAAGAAGCUGUCAAGAAGAAGCAUAUUGGAAGGGCCUGUGUAAACUUCCUACAUCAUCUUUAUUAAAGGAUCGUUUUGGUUGUGUAUUCAGUCAGGCCACUCCUUCCAGCCUUAGUGUCUAGAGCUACUCUUCCCUCACUGUAAGGUUUUGUGCAGAGGAAAUGUAUAUUAGGUCUAUUCGCUGCCUGAUGUGUUUUAGUAUUUGUUAAGAAAAUGUGAUUUUUCAAUAAACUAAAGAACUUGGUGAUAAUUUGUAUUUAAAAAUCAGAUGGUGUUUUGAAAGGAUACUAUCUUACAGUGAAACUAAACACAUAAGCUCUUAGAUCAGAUAGGCAGUACAGUUUUAUUGCCAGGUAUGAAAUCUUGACCCUCCAGAUGAUCUGUAUUACCAUGUAAUUCACUUUAUUCAAUACAGCAUCAUUGAUAAUUGAAGCAUUACAUUAAACUCCAUUAACAAAUUUACUGAUACUUUAUGAUGUGUAGUAUUUGUUUACUAUCUUUUUGUUGGUUUUGUUUUUCAAAGCUGUUUCUCUGUAUAACCAUCCUGACUGUCCUGGAACUCGCUCUGUAGAUUAGGCUGGUUCCAACCUCACAGAGAUCACCUGCCUCUGCUUCCAGAGUACUAGGAUUAAAGACAUACACCACCACCAUCUGGCUGUUUACCAUUGUUUAGUGAAGCCGUUAAUCAUGUACCUUAAUUUAAUACUCUUUAUCUUAAUCUACUUUACAAACUUUCCCAUGAAGUUACAAAAAAAAAGUGUUCCCAGGGGUUCAGAGCUGUUACUGCUAGCAGGGGAUCUUUUGCUCUGCCUGCAUAUGAGUCCUGGGUAGGCAAGGAGACUCUUCCAUUGCCAGCAAUGCUGGUCCUGGAGUCACCAAGACCUAGGGUCUGGGCUGACACACCACAUGUAUAACAGUUAUGAGCCCCGAACAAUAUAGUUCUAUUGCUCCAGGCUUUUAUUUUAACACAAGACUGAAGCUCUACUGGGUCAUCAGGUUAGAAGUUCAUUGCUCCUGGCAUUAACUAUCAGUAGCCCCAGAACAGAGCAGCUUUUGUAAUCUGUAGGUUUGGGCAGCCUUAAACGGCAGAGGCAGGUGAUGCUCUUAAUAGUAGAGCUCACUUACAGAUUUUGGUUACUGAGAUCUUUGACUAGAGCAAAGAUGAAUGAGAUCUUCAUCCUGAUGACAGUGACUACUAGUGUUGACAGUUCUCAAUGCCCAGAAAGUUUGAGACCCUUAGCAGCUUCCUGGGACUCUCCUCAUGUCUUCAUGGCCCUUGGUGGCUCUCAUUUCUGCUCCCUGUUAUUUCUGUCAUUAACUCUGGAACCCUUCAGGUCUCCUUACUUCUGACUCCACUGUGCCUGGACUUUUCCCUUUUUUGUGUGUAACCAACUGAGCUUGUCCUAAUUAACAUAAAAAGUAAGAGAAGGACACUGGAGAAGCAUUUUAUUGGACCUAAUGAUUCAUACAGGUGGUAGCAAAGGAGCCCAUGCAAACACAGAAAUGUCUGUGCUAGGCAGGGCAAAGCCCCUUAUACAAAUGACGGAACUCUGCUGAUAGCCAGAACAGGCCUCUAGCUGGACCACCAGGGGAGGUGCUCCCCUUGUGGCCUGGAUAGGAACGCUGUGGGGACACGGGGAGUUCAUCAAAGCUUGUGAUGGCCAAAAGUUUGGAGCUUGUACUUGAGCAAGCAGGUUGGUUUCUGAAAGCACCUAUCUGUAGAAUGUUGAAGCGGUUGGUGCCAUAACUCAUUUAGCUGGAUAUGUGGUUGGCAGGCCUUUGCUCCGAGUAAUAGGGGCACUAGAAGACAGGUCUAACAUUUGUCUAAUUGGAGAGUCAAAUUGUUCCCACUGCCUACAUCUUGAGUUAGUUGAAGGAAAAAUAACCAUUGAAAAGGAUGCUUACAGUGUACAUUUACCCUUACAAUUAAUGGUGUUUCACAAUGCUUAACUCUUAACCCUAUGCCCCAAGGCGAGGUGCUGCCAUCUGAUUCACUUCAGAACCAUUUCCAAAGCAUUCUUCAAGUGCAGAGUGUUACAGUCAGUACUCCUGAAGAUGUUACUCUUGCCAUAAUUUGGUGAAGGAGGUGGCUGGCUACUUUUUGCCCUUAUCUAAAGAGUCUGCCUGAGGCUAAAGUGAAGAGUUUAGGAUUGAUUGCUUGGAAGAAAUUGUAGUACGAAUUAUAAAAACCCAGAGACAUACUGGGGUUCAAGCUGAAGAUCAGAAAAGCAAAAUAGCCAGCCAUUGAGAUUUCUUACCUCUACCAAGGCUCGGACAAUGGGGCAAUCCUGCAAUGCUCUCCACCAACCUCAGAUUCACACACUACUGAGUUCCCUGUCUCUUCCCAUUUAUAUUCUUCUCUGCCCAGCUUUAUAGCUCCUGUCUCCAGCUCUCUAGUGCUGGGAUUAAAGAUGUGUGAUCCCUAGUGCUGGGUGCACCUUUCUGUGAGCUCUGUUCCUCUUUUAGACAGAUUAAAUCUUGUAUAACCCAGGGUGGCUUUGAACACACAGAGAUCUACCUGCCUUUGUCUUCUAAAUCCAAGGAUUAAAGGUGUGUGGCACCAUUCCCUGGCCUGUAUGGCUUUGCCCUCGAUCUUCUAUUUAUUAAAACACAAUAUACCGCUGUAAGAAAUCUCAAGACAGCCUAGUAUAGACUUCUGGAUACUGGUGGUAACUAUGAUGAAGAUAAAGAGAAGGAGAGAGCCGAACAAGGAAAAAUACUUGAGAAAAAGGACACCAAGAUGUGGGAUGGAGCUAAAUCCUCUGUUUGAGGAGGGAAUUGGAUUAAGAGAUGUUAUAAAGGGAGUGGUGAUCUCAAGGCAAGAUCUCAGCCCAGCUUAGUUUCCAAUUUGUGAAAAGGGACUGAAGAAAAGCUUGGGAGCUAAGUGUGCUAGGGCACACCUUUAAUCCCAGUUCUAGGAAGGCAGUUUGAGGUCUUUUUUGUCUACAGAGCAAGUUUCAGGACAAGCAAGCCUAGGUGAAAGACAGCUGGUGAAGAUGUAAUUGAACAAGCAUGCCAUGUUCCAACCCCAGCCAGCAGCAGAUCUUGACAGCUUCAGCCACUUGGUUCUGAUUUUAGAGUUAAGGAUAAGAGGAAGGAGUUAGAAAAUAAAGCCCUGAGGCCAGGCAUGUGUCAGGGUGUCUCUGAAAGGUGCAGCCUGGAUUGCCUUGGACCCCAAGAUAUUAAGUCAAACAUGGGUUACCUGUCGAGGAGAGCUGCUAGCAGGGAAUGGAACCAGCCCAGAGAAGGAAGUGUGUUAGAGUCAAUAAAGCUUAACAGAGCUGGAAGAGUUGGAGAUCUAAAGAACAUUUUACACCAGACACGGGGCUGCAGAGUUGGGAGUUUACUUGGCUGGAUUUUGGUCUUGCUUUUCACCAGUAUUUCUUCACUGUGCUCCCUUCCUUGUGUUUCAGAAUGGUAAUACGUAUCCUGUGCCAUUGUAUGAUUGAAGUAUAUGAUCUGCUUCUUGGUUUUGAUCUUUAUAGGGGAAUUACAGUUAAGAGAUUGCCGUGUGUCUCAAAAGAGACUUUGGACUUUGAAACAAGUUUGAGAUUGGGAUAGCCUAUGGGGAUUUUUGAAGUUGGAUUGAAUGCAUUUUUGCAUUGUAAUAUAUCAAUAAGCAUUUGGGGCCACGAAGUGGAAUGUAGUGGUUAGAAAAAAAAAUGACUCCCAAAGGUAGUGGUACUAUUAGGAGGGGUGGCCUUGUUGGAGGAAGUGUGUCACUGUGGGGACAGGCUUUGAGGUCUCUUUUGCUCACACUUACAUCAAGUGUUAUUGUCAGUCAACUUCCUGUCGCCUGCAGGAUGUAAGACUCAGUUAUUUCUCCAGUACCACAUCUGCCUGCGUGCCGCCAUGUUCCCACCAUGAUGGUAAUGCAUUGAACCUCUGAAACCGUGAGCUAGCCACCCCGAUUAUAUGUGUUCUUCAUAAGAGUUGCCAUGGUCAUGGUGUCUUUUCACAACAAUAGAAACCAAACUAAGACACGGAUAUGUGUGUGCGUGUAUGUAAACUAAAAAUCUGGAAGGUAAUUAUUAAAAUGUUAAAGAGAAGUGGAUGAUUGUUAAUACUAUAUUGAUUCAGGAAAUCGCAAAAAUUAAAUACGUUCUUGCUGCAUUAAGUUACAACUCUCUGUGGUGUUCUGUAUUUCCCAUUUUAAGAAUAUCCUCUUAGUGAGUUUUCCUAUGCCAUAUAACUGCACUCCAUUUUCCAGUUUUGAAGCUAAACAAUCUCUGUCAUGUAGGGUCAGACAGACUAUGUUGCCUCCAGCUUCUCAUGAUCACCACCAGUAGUGUGUGCUUAGAUAGAGUUGACUUCUAAAAUAGGAAGAAAUGACAUUUUUUUUGAUAUUUUUUUCCUUUUUCUUUUAAGAUUCUUGACACUUAACUGCCCCAAAAUAUAUACCCGAUGGACAUGUGACCCUCAGAACUUUAGGUCAAUACUGAAAUGAAGAGGAGCAUGAGCAACUUAAUUCUUUUUUCAUUUUGACUUUAGAAAUCAAAUGUUACUUUGUCGUACUUCUCCCUUCUUGUUCCACCAGGUUAUUGUAGCCUAAUAAGUCGGGUUACCUUGGGUCAGCAUGGUGACAGAAACAUGCCAGUACUAGGAAGGCAGAGCCAGGGCAGUCUGGGCUCCAUCAUGAGACCCUGCUACGUGCCUCCCUCCCCCAGUCAUCUCUAUUUGGAACUAUAAGUGAAAGAGUGCUGCAGAUGCACAGGCAUGGAGGAGAAGCAGUCUGGAUGACCUGGGAGUGAUGCUGCUGGCCAGAGCACGGAGACGUGAUUCUAUGGGAAGGGCUGUAGCUAAUCCAUCCGUGGUCUAGAUUUGAGUAUGAGCACAGUUGAAGAGGAUUCUGACACAGUAACAGUAGAAACUGUGAACUCUGUGACGUUUACUCAGGACACAGACGGGAACCUCAUUCUUCAUUGCCCUCAGAACGACCCCGAUGAAAUAGACUCAGAAGAUAGUACUGAACCUCCGCAGAAGAGGCUCUGUCUGUCCUCUGAGGAUGACCAGAGCAUUGACGACUCUACGCCUUGCAUAUCAGUUGUUGCACUCCCACUUUCAGAAAAUGAGCAGAGCUUUGAGGUGACCAUGACGGCAACCACAGAGGUGGCAGAUGAUGAACUUUCUGAGGGAACUGUGACACAAAUUCAGAUUUUACAGAAUGAUCAACUAGAUGAAAUAUCUCCAUUGGGCACUGAGGAAGUUUCAGCAGUUAGCCAAGCAUGGUUUACAACUAAAGAAGAUAAGGAUUCUCUCACUAACAAAGGACAUAAAUGGAAGCAGGGAAUGUGGUCCAAGGAAGAAAUCGAUAUUUUGAUGAACAACAUCGAGCGCUAUCUGAAGGCACACGGAAUAAAAGAUGCUACAGAAAUCAUCUUUGAGAUGUCAAAAGACGAAAGGAAAGACUUCUACAGGACGAUAGCAUGGGGGCUGAACCGGCCUUUGUUCGCAGUCUACAGAAGAGUGCUGCGCAUGUAUGACGACAGGAACCACGUGGGGAAAUACACUCCUGAAGAAAUUGAGAAGCUCAAGGAGCUCCGGAUAAAGCACGGCAAUGACUGGGCAACCAUAGGGGCGGCCCUAGGAAGAAGUGCCUCUUCUGUCAAAGACCGCUGCCGGCUGAUGAAGGACACCUGCAACACAGGGAAAUGGACAGAAGAAGAAGAAAAGAGACUUGCGGAGGUGGUUCAUGAGUUAACAAGCACGGAGCCAGGUGACACCGUCACACAGGGCGUGUCUUGGGCAGCUGUAGCUGAAAGAGUGGGUACCCGCUCAGAAAAGCAGUGCCGUUCUAAGUGGCUCAACUACCUGAAUUGGAAACAGAGUGGGGGUACUGAAUGGACCAAGGAAGAUGAAAUAAAUCUCAUCCUAAGGAUAGCAGAGCUUGACGUAGCCGAUGAAAAUGACAUCAACUGGGAUCUGCUAGCUGAGGGAUGGAGCAGUGUCCGCUCACCGCAGUGGCUUCGCAGUAAAUGGUGGACCAUCAAAAGGCAAAUUGCAAACCAUAAAGAUGUUUCAUUUCCUGUCUUAAUAAAAGGUCUUAAACAGUUACAUGAGAACCAAAAAAACAACCCAGUGCUUUUGGAGACUAAAUCAGGAGCUGGAGUUCCAAACAGUAAUUGCAAUUCCAGUGUACAGCAUGUUCAGAUCAGAGUCGCCCGCUUGGAAGAUAAUACAGCCAUCUCUCCAAGCCCCAUGGCAGCGUUGCAGAUUCCAGUCCAGAUCACCCACGUCUCUUCCACAGACUCCCCUGCUGCUUCUGUUGACUCAGAAACAAUAACACUAAACAGUGGAACACUACAGACAUUUGAGAUUCUUCCAUCUUUCCAUUUACAGCCCACUGGUACUCCGGGCACCUACCUUCUUCAGACAAGCUCAAGCCAAGGCCUUCCCCUAACUCUGACCACAAGUCCCACAGUAACCCUGGCAGCGGCUGCUCCUGCUUCUCCUGAACAGAUCAUUGUUCAUGCUUUAUCCCCAGAACAUGUGUUGAACACCAGUGACAAUGUCACCGUGCAGUGUCACACCCCCAGAGUUAUUAUUCAGACUGUUGCUGCUGAAGACUUCACUUCUUCCAUCCCCCAAGCAGAACUGACAGCCGAUGGCGACCUGCACGCGUCCGAUUUUCCUGAGCCUCCAGACGCACUAGAAGCAGACACGUUCCCAGAUGAAAUUCCUCGGCCCAAGAUGACUAUACAGCCAUCAUUUAAUACUCACGUGUCUAAGUUCAGCAACCAGAAUAGCACAGAACUGAUGAACAGCGUUAUGGUCAGAACAGAGGAAGAAAUGGCCGACACUGACCUCAAGCAGGAAGAACCGCCUUCUGACUUAGCCAGUGCUUACGUUUCUGAGGAUUUAGAAUCUCCCACCAUAGUACACCAAGUUCACCAAACAAUUGAUGAUGAAACAAUACUUAUCGUUCCUUCACCACAUGGCUUUAUCCAAGCAUCUGACGUCAUAGAUACUGAGUCUGUCUUGCCUUUGACAACACUAACAGAUCCCAUAUUUCAGCAUCACCAGGAAGAACCAAAUAUGAUAGGGUCGUCUUUAGGCAGUCCUGUCUCUGAAGACUCCAAGGAUGCUGAGGACUUGGUGAACUGUCACUAGGUUAUCAGGGACAGCACUUCAAGUAAAAGAAGCCGCACUGCUGAUUAUAUUUUCUCCAAAGACAGGAGCAGUCCCAAGAGUUUUGGUUGCCAUUCCUCUGGCUUGUACGUAGCUGCUGUGCUUAAGCCGUGCACAUUGUUGCUGCUGUUACUUUUUACCUCCGUUAAGGUUAUCAUCUGAGGUCCAAUUUAUGACAGUGUGUUAUGCAGUAUAGGAAGUUUUAAUUGCCCAGAUCUGUUCAGUUUUAUAUCAAGAGGGAGUUGCAUUCACUGUAGCUACUUAAACCACCAAAGCUUACCUGCUCUGGUUUUUUACACGCAGUAACACUCAUCUCUGCAGUUAGACACUGUAUUCUGUCCAGACUCAAUUUGGCCUGGUUAUAGUUCAGGUUAUAUUAUCAACAUGGUCCAGCUUAGUCAGCAGUGACCUUCAGGAAGAUUGUCUUAGGCGUUUAAGACAAGACCAGCAUUUAUAUGAGAACAUGGGAAGUGGUUGUGAAGGUUACUCUGGUUACCAUUGCUGGCAGUGGGGGCUGAGAGGCAGGAUGAAGAGGAAAGCAUUAAUUAAAGAGUCCAGAAAAUUCACUACAGGUCUUUGAUCUUUAACUCUUAAAGGGAAGGUAGUGAAGUAACGAAACCCACUGUAGCAAAGCAGUUAUCUCCCCUCAGAGACAGCCAGUACUCUACAGUUAGCACUUUGAAGUCAGUGAGGGGAGGGGUAUCACCUGUGUUUGAGAACCAUGACUUUACUACAUGGUUUACUCUAUCAACUGCCCAGAAGAUAGUUGAGGGGUAUUAGAGUUUGAUGUUCACUUAGUGCAUUACCUGUUGGGGGUACAGGAUAGCUUCUCCCUCAGGCACUUUCGACAAACAGAAUUUGCUUCUGUAUCAAAAGAGUCAUUCCUAAGGGCACCGCCAAAACAAGCCGAGAGGGCUUUAAUGAUAUGGUCUUACAGAAAAGUCAAAAAAAAAGAGCCUUGUAUAAAUUAUUUUAUUUAUUAUUGUAAUUAGAUCUUCACAAUCAGAGUUGUCUUUUCACUAUCUGUUUUAUUAAUGUGAAACUGUAGUAAUAAGCAAAAGUUGGUUGCCUAGGGAACAAUAAUUGUAUAUUCAGUUUAACAGAAAUAAAAGAGUAUUUGUCUUAAAAUGAAA
Messenger RNA from Alexandromys fortis (reed vole), 10938 nucleotides. RefSeq names its product cyclin D binding myb like transcription factor 1 (gene Dmtf1). Lineage: Eukaryota; Metazoa; Chordata; Mammalia; Rodentia; Cricetidae. The transcript has 18 exons. Gene Ontology annotation, molecular function: RNA polymerase II cis-regulatory region sequence-specific DNA binding; DNA-binding transcription factor activity, RNA polymerase II-specific. The record is from RefSeq and is a predicted model, not a curated record. The coding region runs from base 7505 to 9787 and encodes 760 amino acids. Gene Ontology annotation, cellular component: nucleus. Gene Ontology annotation, biological process: regulation of transcription by RNA polymerase II.